AUGCCGCACUCCUUCGGUUACCGCGCGCGCACGCGCGACAUGUUCAAGCGGGGCUUCAAGGAGCAUGGCCCCGUGAAGAUGUCGACGUACCUCAUCAACUACCGCAUCGGUGACAUUGUCGACAUCAAGGCCAACGCCGCUCAGCAAAAGGGCAUGCCCCACAAAUUCUACCACGGUCGCACUGGCAUUGUGUACAACGUGACGCCGCAUGCGGUCGGCGUGAUCGUGUACAAGGUCGUCGGCAACCGGUACAUCGAGAAGCGGGUCAACAUCCGGGUCGAGCACGUGAAGCACUCCAAGUGCAGGCAGGAGUUCAUCGACCGCGUCCAGCGCAACGGCAAGCUCCAUGCCGAGGCAAAGGCAAAGGGCGAGCGCGUAUCCCUCAAGCGCAUUCCCGCCCUCCCUCCCACCGCACACACCGUCUCCACCAAGGACAACUCGCCCCAGACCCUCGCACCCGUCCCGUACGAGACCACCAUCUGA
Molecule: messenger RNA, 483 nt
Organism: Peniophora sp. CBMAI 1063
Lineage: Eukaryota; Fungi; Basidiomycota; Agaricomycetes; Russulales; Peniophoraceae
Source: the annotation of a GenBank genome assembly